AUGGCUUCCUCAAAGACUGGUCUCAUAGUGGUCGACAUGCAGAACGACUUCUGCCCUCCGGAUGGCUCUCUGGCUGUGACCGGAGCAAGAGACACCAUUCCCCUGAUCAACAAGCUACUCGAAUCACCCCUUUUUGAGAUCAAGGUUGCCACCCAGGACUACCACCCGAAAGACCAUGUGUCCUUUUCUGAUAACCAUGAAGCUCCGAAUAACAAGCCAUUCGAGUCCUUCAUUGACAUGGCCAACCUGGUCGCCAACAAACCCGAAGAGACCAUGAAGCAGCGUUUGUGGCCUGUACAUUGUGUUCAAGGCACCAAAGGGGCUGAUAUUGUUGAUGGUCUCCUCACUGAUAAGGUCGACCUGUUCCUCAAGAAGGGCAUGGACCCCCGUGUCGAAAUGUAUUCUGCCUUCGCGGACUCCUUCGGAAACCUCACAUCUGGCACCGGCGGGGUGAGUGACGAUCUUGCGAAAAUACUCAAAGAUCGAGGAGUGACCGACGUCUUGGUGGUAGGAGUUGCUGGUGAUUAUUGCGUUAAGUAUACCGCUCUUGACGCAGCGAAGUCCGGCUUUAAUGUCUCGGUGAUCGAAGAUGCUCAGCGCUGUGUGGACCCGUCAGCGUGGAAUGAGGUCAAAAGCGAUUUUGCCAAUGCGAAUGUCAAAGUUGUUGCGAUGGAUGGUGUCGAAGCGCAGCGUGUUCUGACCUACUAA
Messenger RNA from Cyphellophora europaea CBS 101466, 708 nucleotides. RefSeq lists its product as uncharacterized. The record is from RefSeq and is a predicted model, not a curated record. The transcript is spliced from 2 exons. The coding region runs from base 1 to 708 and encodes 235 amino acids. NCBI's taxonomy places the organism in Eukaryota, Fungi, Ascomycota, Eurotiomycetes, Chaetothyriales, Cyphellophoraceae.